Molecule: messenger RNA, 1263 nt
Organism: Entrophospora sp. SA101
Lineage: Eukaryota; Fungi; Glomeromycota; Glomeromycetes; Entrophosporales; Entrophosporaceae
Source: the annotation of a GenBank genome assembly
AUGGAUGAAUUAUAUAAUACAUAUAAAAGUGACAGUGAUAGUGAAAAAGAAGUUGUUCUUGAUUUUGAAUUUUCAAAUUUAGAGAAAAAAUUAAAAUUCAAUGCGUCUGAAACUUUAUCAUUUCCUACCAAUGCUAUAACAAAUCAACCAAGAAAAAGAAAAUUAGAAAAUCUUUAUGGUCCAAUUUAUGAUAAUGUUGAUAAUAGUGAAAAUAAUGUAAAACAACCUUAUUUGUUGCUUGAUCUUCCUCAUAAAAUUGAAAAGCGAUUGCAAAAACCACAAAAACCUGAUAAAGAAUUAUUAAUGAAACAAUUUAGUAUAAUCCCAAAACGAAAAAUUAAUACUUUUUCAACAAAAAAUGAUGAUUAUCAUUUAACUUCAAUAUUAUGGUGUGGCUCUUUUGUAUUGGCAUCUGCAUCAAUGAAUGGAUCAAUAAAAAUUUGGGAUGUUUUUAGAUCAAAAAAAUGUGUUCAAACAAUUCAACAUAAUGGGGCAGUUAAGGAUGUGCAAUGGGACUUCAAUCAUAAUAAUAUUCUUUCAGGUGGAUUUGAUAAUAUAGUAAAGUUGAGUGAUAUUGAAGCAGGAAAAACAAUUCAAUCAUUUUUACAUCAAGAAAUUAUAACUAGUCUUCGUUUUCAUCCUACCCAAACUAAUAUUUUUGUUUCAGGAAUGAUGAAAGAUGGAAUAAAAUCAUGGGACAUACGAUCCAAUAAGAUUAUAAAAGAAACUAAAAAAUUCUGGGGAGGUGUUAAUGAUCUUGAGUUUUUUCCUGAUGGCAAUAAAUUACUUACAUGUUCAGAUUAUGUAGUUAAAAAUGCGGCUGAUAAGAAUAUAAUUGUAUGGGAUUUUGAUUCAAUGACUAGUAUUUCAAAUCAAAUUUAUCAAGAAGCCUUUUCUUGUACAGCAUUAAGAAUCCAUCCUUUACAAAAUCAUUUUGUUGCUCAAUCCAAUGGAAAUUAUAUUGCAAUUUUUGGUAUUGAAAAACCUUGGAAAUUAGAAAAAAGAAAGAGGUUUGAAUCUCAUCAUGUAAAUGGAUAUCCAAUACGAUGCAAUUUUUCACUAGAAUCAAAUAAAGGAGGUCAAUUUUUAGCAUCAGGAGAUGCUGAUGGUAGAAUAAUAUUUUAUGAUUGGUUUACAACACAUCCAAUCAAGAUUAUUGAAAAUGCACAUCGGGAAGUAUGUACAGAUAUUUGUUGGCAUCCAGUACUAACUAAUACUUUUGCAAGUUGUGGUUGGGAUGGUACAAUUUCAUUGUGGGAAUAG